AUGUGUGUGUACCAGGUGGACGGUCGGGACUGGGCUCUGAACGGAAACACCAUCUCUCUGGACGAGGACACAGUGAUAGACGUCCCUGAGCCCUGGGACCAGACCCAGACAUACUGCGCCUCCCUCGGACACAAGGCUAACCACUCCUUCACCCCCAACUGCAAAUAUGACCCGUACGUUCACCCCCGCUUUGGGCCCAUCAAAUGCAUCCGGACCCUGAGGCCGGUGCACCAGGACGAGGAGCUGACGGUCGCCUACGGUUACGCCCACGAGCCGUCGGGGAAGAGCGCUCCCGAAGCCCCCGAGUGGUACAAACGGGCACUGCAGGAGUUCCAGCAGAGCGCUGGCCAAUGA
Molecule: messenger RNA, 354 nt
Organism: Knipowitschia caucasica
Lineage: Eukaryota; Metazoa; Chordata; Actinopteri; Gobiiformes; Gobiidae
Source: the annotation of a GenBank genome assembly